This is a messenger RNA of Solea senegalensis (Senegalese sole), 2673 nucleotides long. It is a transcript of the gene slc46a3, whose product is annotated as solute carrier family 46 member 3. Gene Ontology annotation, cellular component: lysosomal membrane. Gene Ontology annotation, molecular function: transmembrane transporter activity. Lineage: Eukaryota; Metazoa; Chordata; Actinopteri; Pleuronectiformes; Soleidae. Gene Ontology annotation, biological process: vacuolar transmembrane transport. The transcript is spliced from 7 exons. The coding region runs from base 275 to 1693 and encodes 472 amino acids. The record is from RefSeq and is a predicted model, not a curated record.
GCUUCUGCCUUUCACAACAGCGUUGCCCACUUUGUUGCUUUUAGAAGAGCCGUGACAGAAGUCGUAAUUUCGCUACUUUGCAGGUGUGAAUUGGGGGAUGAAGACAUGACGCAGACAACGUUGUGAAAGGAAUGCUGUGUUCAGCUGCCAAACAACCGACUCGACCACUUGAGAAUUAGUUUCAGGAGUCAAGUUUCCUAACAAGGAAACGCAAGAUAAAAAGACAACAAUAGGUGAAAAGUGGCAACAGGGACCAUUUUGUCAAGGCUCAAAAAUGAGGGGCCUUUUUCUGGUGGAGCCUCUUGUGGCCCUGUACGCCUUCUCCAGCUUUCUCAUUUACCCUCUGGUGCAGCAGUUUGUGUACCGGAGGCUCUGGGAAGAGCUGACCAACACCCCCUACCCCAUCUCUCAAAACAACUCCAGGUGUGCGGGAAGCAACAGCAGCGACAACCACUCAAGCUUUCACGAGGAGGUUCAACGACAGGCGUCGCUCUUCUCCCUCUAUUCAGACCUCUUCUCCCUCAUCCCCUCACUCAUCGUCACUUUUAUGCUCGUUGCCUAUAGCGACCGCGGUGGACGUAAGAUCACCAUCAUCCUGCCACUGUUUGGCACGUUGAUCUACACCUUGUCCUUCCUGGCGGUGUCCUACUUCCAGCUCAACAUUUACUUGCUACUCGGCUCGUCGCUCCUCAGUUCUCUGUUUGGCGGCCUGGGCACGUUCCUCGGCGGCUGUUUCGCCUACAUCGCGGACUUGUGCGAGGAUGGCCCUCAGAAGACACUGCGCAUGGCAAGGUUGGACAUGAUGAUCGGCCUGUUGACUGGAGUGUCUUUGAUAUCAACUGGCUACUUCCUGAGAGCCGCAGGCUUCAACUGGCCCUUCCUAACCUCGGCUUUAUUCCAGUGUUUGAACCUCCUCUAUGCAAUUUUCAUCCUGGAGGAGACUGUGAAGUCAGUACCAGCUGACGUCCUCACUCUGGGACAGCCUCCUCAGAGUUCUGCCCUGAAGCAGAUGAUCUUUGGAGUCUCGGAGAUGUUUAAACAUGCCAGCAGAAGGUGUAAAACAGUUUUGAUCCUCCUCAUGCUCAUCUUCACCAGCUUCACCUUUGCUUAUGUGGGCGGGAUCUCCCCGAUGACACUAUAUGAGCUCAACGAGCCACUGUGCUGGACUGAGAUCUUGAUUGGAUACGGCUCAGCUCUGUCCACCUCUGUGUUCCUGGUCAGUUUCGUGGGAGUGUUUGUGUUCACGUACUGCGGUGUGCCGCAGCUGCUCAUUGUCCUGAUGGGGAUCCUAUCCGUCGUGACAGGCAUGACCCUCGUGGCAUUUGCUAGGACCACGUUAAUGAUGUUUAUAGUGAAGGUGCCGAUGCUUCUGUCCAUCAUGCCGUUCCCUGUCCUGCGCUCGAUGAUGUCAAAGAUCAUCUCAAAGUCUGAGCAGGGAGCCCUGUUUGCCUGUCUUUCCUGUCUGGAGACUUUCAUUAACAGUGCAUCAGCUUCAGUCUUCAGCAGUGUCUAUGCCGCGACAGUGGCCUGGUUCCCGGGCUUCUGCUUCCUGUUAUCUGCGGGACUUUGUAUCAUUCCUUUAAUUACCCUCGGGGUGGUGGGAGUGAUAGGAGUGGAUGUUGCCAAAGAGGUCACGAAGCCUGAAAGCGAUCCCGACGACGACGAGAACGAAAACAGUCCUCUCCUCAGCUGAGCCACAGGAGCAAACCACCACAACCUCCCCCAGCACUUUGUUUAUUUUUUUUCCCUUCAGUUGUUUAGUCAGAGAUACGUUCUCCAAAAGUACCUCAGUGGCUGUUGUUUUCAGGUCUUUACUUUACUGGUGCAGGUCAAGGAUUCAUCUGACAGACAUCGAGGAGUUGUAGCCAAACAUGUCCUGCGUCAACAAUAAAGUGCAAGGGUUAUUUUCACAUUAACGCGGCAGCAUCGAUAGACAAUUCAAAACGUUUAAAGGGAUUUUAUGGGGUGUUCAUCAAACAGGUUCUAUACUUCUUAGUUCCAAAUGAAAAGGUGUGGGUGUGUUGCUCUGUGAUUUCAUUCCAAAUGUUGUGUCAUUGAACUCAAAACAAAGUGGAAAUAAUGCAAAAAAUGUAAUGACAAAUGUUUUCUUUUGCAACACGAUGGGAAACCUCACUAGUAGUAAAAUUUGAACACAAGCUUUAUAUACUUGUCUCAGAGGGCGCUGAAAGUCCAACAAGGGAUACUCUCAAGAGUGCAAUAACAGUUUAAAGUUGUGUCAUGUGCUGUUUAUUACAAUUAAAAGAGUGCAAACUGGAACAUAUUUAUAUAAUAGUUUGAUGAAUUCUGCCGUGUCUCGGAUGGGGGGGAAAGGACGUGACCAUUUUCUUUUGAAGUCGGUGUAAAUUAUUUUGUAUUUUAGGUCACAGUACUUGUGGGUUUGAACAUGUCUUAAAAAGAAAAGAAUAAAUUGAUCCAAAUCUAAGAAGUGUCCAGGUGAUCUUUCUCUUAUCAACCACGAGAUGGCGAUGUUGGUCCAGAGAAUCCGAAUCAUUGAGACGCUGUACCUGAAUCAACAGCCAACACCCUUAAGAAUGAUGCAUAUCCUGGUGUUUUCUCUUAGAUUAAUUGUUACGAGUGUCCACAUAUCACUGUGAACCUUAAUCAUGUUUAUUUAAUGUCUGGAAACCACUGAAUAAACAUCUCUAAACAUAA